Molecule: messenger RNA, 5010 nt
Organism: Lynx canadensis (Canada lynx)
Lineage: Eukaryota; Metazoa; Chordata; Mammalia; Carnivora; Felidae
Gene: ABTB2
Product: ankyrin repeat and BTB domain containing 2
Exons: 17
Coding region: 392-3469 (1025 amino acids)
Molecular function (GO): protein heterodimerization activity
Source: RefSeq, a predicted model, not a curated record
UUUGCCGAGCGCUUUCUCGCCGGCUGGUCCUGGACUCGCGCGGCGCCGCGAGCCGCCUCCUCCUUCUGCCGCCGCCCUGUUCGCUCGGGAUUCCUUCUCUGCGGAGGACAGACGCUCUGCCGGCGGGAAGCUGAGGUGGGCCAGGGGGAGUGCCGAGGAGAAGCGGCGGGGACCGUUCCAGUGACAGCUUCGCUUCGGACGCCGGGCGCGUGGGGCCCCGGCCGCCGAGAAUCUCUCCCACCUUCCCUCCGGCCUCCGGGCGGACGAUGUGGACGCCGAGAGGAAGGAGGGCGUCCCGGAGAGCCUAGGGUCUGUUUCUGCCCACUUGGGAAAGGAAGCAUGGAGUUGUGAGCGCCCCUUGCUCGGCGAGGCCGCGACCGGCAGGCUCCCCAUGGCCGGGACGUAUAGCUCCACUCUGAAGACGUUGGAGGACUUGACCUUGGACUCCGGGUAUGGGGCCGGGGACUCGUGCCGCUCACUCAGCCUCUCGUCCUCCAAGUCCAACUCGCAGGCGCUCAACUCUUCGGCGCAGCAGCACCGCGGGGCGGCCUGGUGGUGCUACUCCGGCUCCAUGAACAGCCGCCACAACAGCUGGGACACGGUGAACACGGUGCUGCCCGAGGACCCCGAAGUGGCGGACCUCUUCUCGCGCUGCCCGCGCCUCCCCGAGCUGGAGGAGUUUCCCUGGACGGAGGGAGACGUGGCCCGGGUGCUUCGCAAAGGCGCCGGCGGCCGGCGGCUGCCCCUGUUCUCGGCCGAGGCGGUGCGGCGCCUGGCUGGGCUGCUCCGCAGGGCGCUCAUCCGAGUGGCCCGCGAGGCGCAGCGCCUGAGCGUGCUGCACGCCAAGUGCACCCGCUUCGAGGUGCAGAGCGCCGUGCGCCUGGUGCACAGCUGGGCGCUGGCCGAGAGCUGCGCGCUGGCUGCGGUCAAGGCGCUGUCACUGUAUAGUAUGAGCGCCGGGGACGGGCUGCGCCGGGGCAAGUCCGCGCGCUGUGGCCUCACCUUCUCCGUGGGCCGCUUCUUCCGCUGGAUGGUGGACACCCGCAUCUCCGUGCGCAUCCACGAGUACGCGGCCAUCUCGCUCACGGCCUGCAUGGAGAACCUGGUAGAGGAGAUUCGGGCCAGGGUGCUGGCCAGCCAGAGUCCCGACGGUGGAGGGGCUGGGGGCGGGGAGGUGUCCGCCGAGGCCCUGGAGAUGGUCAUCAACAACGACGCCGAGCUCUGGGGCGUCCUGCAGCCCUAUGAACAUCUCAUCUGUGGCAAGAACGCCAAUGGCGUCCUCUCUCUCCCUGCGUACUUCAGUCCUUACAAUGGCGGGUCCCUGGGCCACGAUGAGCGAGCUGAUGCAUACGCCCAGCUGGAGCUCCGGACCCUGGAGCAGUCCCUCCUGGCCACCUGCGUGGGAAGCAUCUCCGAGCUGAGUGACCUGGUCUCCCGCGCCAUGCAUCACAUGCAGGGGCGCCACCCGCUCUGUCCUGGCUCCAGCCCCGCCCGCCAGGCCCGUCAGCCACCCCAGCCCGUCACCUGGUCCCCCGACGCCCUCCACACGCUCUACUACUUCCUGCGGUGUCCACAGAUGGAGUCCAUGGAGAACCCCAACCUGGACCCCCCGAGGAUGGCUCUGAACAAUGAGCGGCCCUUCAUGCUGCUGCCGCCACUGAUGGAGUGGAUGCGCGUGGCCAUCACCUACGCGGAGCACCGCCGCAGCCUCACCGUGGACAGCGGCGACAUCCGGCAGGCCGCCCGGCUGCUGCUGCCCGGCCUGGACUGUGAGCCCCGGCAGCUCAAACCCGAGUGCUGUUUCAGCUCCUUCCGGAGGCUGGAUGCCCGAGCGGCUACCGAAAAAUUCAACCAGGACCUGGGUUUCCGCAUGCUCAACUGCGGAAGGACAGACCUCAUCAACCAGGCGAUCGAGGCCCUGGGCCCGGACGGGGUGAACACUAUGGACGACCAGGGUCUGACGCCGCUGAUGUAUGCCUGCGCUGCUGGGGAUGAAGCGAUGGUCCAGAUGUUGAUUGACGCGGGAGCGAACUUGGACAUCCAGGUUCCAAGCAACUCUCCCAGGCACCCCUCCAUCCACCCUGACAGCCGGCACUGGACAUCGCUGACGUUUGCUGUGCUGCACGGACACAUCUCUGUAGUCCAGUUGCUACUGGAUGCCGGUGCCCACGUGGAGGGCUCAGCAGUGACUGGCGGUGAGGACAGCUACACGGAGACACCGCUGCAGCUAGCCUCUGCAGCUGGGAACUACGAGCUGGUCAGCUUGUUGCUGAGCCGAGGCGCUGAUCCCCUACUCAGCAUGCUGGAAGCCAAUGGCAUGGCCUCCUCCCUCCAUGAGGAUAUGAACUGCUUCAGCCACUCAGCCGCCCAUGGCCACAGGAACGUCCUGAGGAAGCUCCUGACCCAGCCUCAGCAGGCCAAAGCGGACGUGCUGUCCCUGGAGGAGAUCCUGGCCGAAGGUGUGGAGGAGAGUGACGCGUCCAGCCAGGGCAGCGGCAGUGAGGGGCCCGUGCGGCUGAGCCGGACCCGCACGAAGGCCCUGCAGGAGGCCAUGUACUACAGUGCUGAGCACGGCUACGUGGACAUCACCAUGGAGCUGAGGGCGCUGGGCGUCCCCUGGAAGCUGCACGUCUGGAUCGAGUCCCUGAGGACCUCCUUCUCCCAGUCGCGGUACUCGGUGGUGCAGAGCCUCCUGCGGGACUUCAGCUCCAUCAAGGAGGAGGAAUACAACGAGGAGCUGGUGACCGAGGGCUUACAGCUCAUGUUCGACAUCCUCAAGACCAGCAAAAACGACUCCGUCACCCAGCAGCUGGCUGCCAUCUUCACGCACUGCUAUGGCAGCAGCCCGGUCCCCAGCAUUCCAGAGAUCCGGAAGACCCUGCCCGCCAGGCUAGAUCCUCACUUUCUGAACAACAAGGAGAUGUCAGAUGUGACCUUCCUAGUGGAAGGAAAGCUGUUUUAUGCGCAUAAAGUCCUGCUGGUGACGGCUUCUAACAGGUUCAAGACGCUGAUGACCAAUAAAUCAGAACAGGAUGGCAACGGCAGCAAAACCAUUGAGAUCAGCGACAUGAAGUACCACAUUUUUCAGAUGAUGAUGCAGUAUUUGUACUACGGAGGAACAGAAGCCAUGGACAUCCCGGCCUCCGACAUCCUGGAGCUGCUGUCAGCCGCCAGCUUGUUCCAGCUGGAUGCCCUACAGAGGCACUGCGAGAUCCUGUGCUCCCAGACCCUCAGCGUGGAGAGCGCCGUGAACACGUACAAGUACGCCAAGAUCCACAAUGCCCCUGAACUGGCCCUGUUCUGUGAAGGCUUCUUCCUCAAGCACAUGAAGGCCCUGCUUGAGCAGGACUCCUUCCGGCAGCUCAUCUACGGCCGCAACAGCAAAGUGCAGGGCCUGGACCCGCUGCAGGACCUGCAGAGUACCCUGGCCGAGCGCGUGCACUCCGUCUACAUCACCUCCCGGGUGUGAGGGGGCUGGGCGCACACAGGUCGGCACACCCAGCCCCCUCUGGGCCAGGGCUCUGUCUCUAGGCAUCCCAGCGGGUGUGAAAGGCUGGGAGCAAGUGCUUCCGGGCCAUCUGAACGAGUAUGUAGCCAGGGUCUCUGGAUGGGUCGUUGCCCCAUGGAGGGGGCCAGGGCGCUGGCUGAGGCCCUCCUGGGGCCAGGCUCAUGGGACUCAGUUUCCCCCUCUUUCCCCAGACCUCCCCUCUGGUGGUGAUCUGUCCUUACACAGGUAGAUGUGCUCUGAGCCCUCCUGUCACUGGGCAGCCCCACCUUCAACCCUCUGCCCCGAGCUGUGUCUGCUUGACUAGCUAUGGGCAGACAAGGUCAAAAGGUGGCCCUUCCCCCACCUGCAACCCCCAUACCGUUUGCACCUUGAGGGCUGCCGUGUACUCACCCUCUUGUGCUCCCCUCCUGGAGAUCUAUGGCUGAUCCUGAUUCUUCCCGCUUGAAAUAGGGCCUGGAAGGCACGGUCAGAAGCUAACUACCUGCAGUCCCCACGCCUCCAUAAGCUUGGACAGUCCUAGCUGGGGUUCCUGGAGGUACAGGCAUCCUGAUGAAUGUAGUGAAUGUAUACUCUGGGCCUCAGGCCACUUCAUGCAGAAGCUGGUAUUUUUUUCUCAACAUCACGUCAGAAAGGCUGUCCAAAUCCCUGAACUUAUUCCUCAAGGCUGUGCCUUCAAAGGCUUGAUGUGAGCCUCCAGGGGGCCUGAAGAUCCCCGCACAGAGGGUCACUCAGUCCUAUCCUCUUUGGUGUCUAGGCCGACAGAGGCCCUCCUUUGGGGACCACAAACCUGCUCGAUUAGUGGUAGAGCAGUUCCCCAACUGAUGCCUUCAGAGCUUUCAGUCUAAGCACAGGGUGGCAUGGAGGAGUCCGGGGGCCUCAGCCCAUGCUGCUGCUGUUUUUAGGGGCCCAUUCUGAAACCCCAAGCCUAGAUUUAGGCUGCCUCUGUGGGCUCAGGAAGCAGACCCCUAACUGUACCCCUGGCUGAGUCCUCCGACUUGGGCUGGAGAGGGGCACCUCUCACUGGGAACUGCGGUCCUGGGGGUAGAAAGGGUGGGGAAGUGGUGGGAGGGAAGGGGCAGGAGAAGGCCUGCUGCUUCUCACCUACCUGCUCCGGGCCUGCUGUAGGCCCCGGGCUUCCCUAGGUGGAGGGGCAGCAUCGGGCUGGACACUUGUCAUAUUUAUGGACCAGACACUGGGGGAGCAUUCCGGACAGCUUGCUCCGGGUGUAGCCUUCUUCAGGCUGUCUGGCUGCACCUUAGAAACUAUUUAUUCACCAAAAGACCUGGGCACUUAAGGAGGUGUUACUUUGGUUACCUUGAAAAGCCCCUGGGGGCUUGCAAUCUUGGAAAAUAUUUUCGACUAGCUGCUUGAGCUGGAUGUACAAAGGAAUAGGCGUUAUUUUAUUGCUGUAAUAUUGUAUGAUACUGUAACUAUACAUUAAUGUUGUCACUUAUUGUAAAUGUACCAUGGUUUUAUUAACAAUAAACACUUGUUAACAAUGA